Messenger RNA from Symbiodinium pilosum, 501 nucleotides. The record is from the annotation of a GenBank genome assembly. NCBI's taxonomy places the organism in Eukaryota, Dinophyceae, Suessiales, Symbiodiniaceae.
AUGAGCACCAGUUCGAACAACCCCGUAGGCGGGGAUGAUGGGCCAAGUGGCAAUGACGGCGCAGGCGGGGAUGCAGUUGCAGCACCCAUGGAGUUGAAUGUUGAAGACAGACAAGCGCCUGAGGGUGAGAGAGCCAAUAAAGCACCACGCAUUUCCGUAAUCAACCACUGUGAGUCCAUGGAUCGUUUUCAUGCAGAUGAGGUGUUGGUGCCUGAGUUUCCAAAUGAUAUCCUGGACAAUCUUCAAGACUAUGAUUUGCGGUUUUGCAAAGAGUCAGAUCCCAUGGAUGACAUGUGGGAUGACAAUGGUGAUGAAGUCAUAAAGACAAGCAACAUUCCUGAAGAAUUGUGGUUUCCAUUUGCUGAGCAAGAGCCUUUGCUAGCUGGUGGUGCUUUGGAAUCCUUGGAUGAGAUCGGCGACUCCUAUGAAAUCAAUCGGUCCAGAUGGGUGGCCCGAGAGUACACGUGGUUGGAUCCUGAGAAGGAGAUCACUUUCGCUCCG